ACGACGCGGGAUCAGUGAGCGUCGCGACGCCCGCCGGUGAAGUUGGUAAAAGCGUGCACUAAUCGGUCAAACUUUUCACAUAGUGAACGUUCGAUACAUUGCGGACAUUUCUCUUCGUUCUUUUUUUGAAGAGAAGAAAUGAAAAAAUAUGGACAACAAAGGGAUACAAGAAACGAAGUAAAUCUUUUUGAAACAUUUGUUCAUCUUUUUAUUGUAUUUUUUCGAAUAUAAGUUCCUCGAUUACGCGCGAUAUCAAGUGAACCGCGCUCACGCGCACGAUUAUGGGGCUAAAUGGGGGCUGAUGGACAUUUUCGAGUGACCUUGUCCCUCAGAAGAGAACCAGCGGCGGGCCCAGUUUAUUGUAAAAUGGAGACUUCCGCAAGAUUUCGACAGCUUAAAACCGUCAAACUCAGCUGUGAGGCUAUGUAUCGUCUCGACAUCAGCUUCAAGCCGCCGCAACUACUGCAAUCGUUGAGCAUUGGAGGAAAGCAAGUGGAAGCUAUCGAGCGUGCAAGAGACGGUACAGCUUGCGCUUACAGCGCUUAUCAUAGCACAAAAGGAAUUCCUGCAAGCGCGAGGGGUCAUCGAGAGGAACUUUCGAUAGCCAUGCGGGUUCUUGGCUCUGGUUAUCUUACUACCUGCCUGCAAAUCAAAUAUUACCGUCAGGAUGAUCAGAGUCAUUGCGAAUGGGGAGCGAGAUUGCAUUGUAUCGAGCUCGAUUGUACAAGCGUUGAAGGGAGACUUGUUACUGUCGAUCGAGAAACUUACAGAAAGCUUGGUAUAGAAUCAUAGCGAUUAGAGUUAAUGCCGUAAUGAAGCCGGCAAUUUUUGUAGGUUAAAAGAAAAAUAUAUAAAUAUAGAAAAUAGGCUUUUCUUACAGCUAGACGGUUUCAAACCGGUAAUUUGCUUAUUGGAUGCGACUUCAAUUUAUUUCUAGUGGUCACAACUUACUUGAUCGUUUGUGAAAUGCAUUAUUUUUUUUUUAAUACAAUUUUUGUCACUUUCGAAAAACAACGUUGCUUCAGGAUAAUUUUGAAUAUCGUAUUUGGCGCUUUCAGUUAUUUUGUCAUUAAACGAUAAAAAAUGUAUUAUCGAGAGAUCAAAUAUAACGGUUUGAACAAAGUUUGUACGUAGAUGGUAGUACGAUUUGUGGUAAGAUAUUUAAUUUAAAGGGUGGAAAAUUGAAUUAAAUCAUAAAAAAAUCACUUUUACUAAUGCUAAUAAAUAUUAAAGAAAAUAUAAGAAAAAGAAAAAAUUGAGCAAAGGAAAUGACAAAGCAAGAUAAUAUUGUGCUUAUAAUGCUUUCUCGAUGUUUCGCCAAAUCGUGUGAAUGGCUGAUAGAACGAAUGUUGCAUGGCUGUAAACGCGAGUUUCACAAUUUGAUGAUCGAAAUGUUUGCUUUGUACG
This is a messenger RNA of Vespa crabro (European hornet), 1407 nucleotides long. RefSeq names its product CB1 cannabinoid receptor-interacting protein 1-like. The record is from RefSeq and is a predicted model, not a curated record. The transcript has 2 exons. Gene Ontology annotation, cellular component: plasma membrane. Bases 292 to 792 code for a protein of 166 amino acids. Gene Ontology annotation, biological process: negative regulation of signaling receptor activity. Lineage: Eukaryota; Metazoa; Arthropoda; Insecta; Hymenoptera; Vespidae. Gene Ontology annotation, molecular function: type 1 cannabinoid receptor binding.